AUGGCCACCGACGCCGAAACCUCCACCCCCGCAAUCGACACCACCUCCCUCGCAACCUCCCCCAUCGAACGCCGCGACUCCCUCGAAAAGCACCUCCUCACCCGCCCCGAUCCGCAGGAUCUAAAGGAUAGGCAUAUCCUGCUGGAUACGAAUGUUGCUCCAUCCAUCCAGGCCGCGCGCCAGAAACUCGAUCGUCAGAGGGCGUCGGACAGCCUGAAGAAGAACCUUGAGCAUAGGCCGGAUCGGGAGGAGCUUGUUGAGCGCCAUAUCCUUCAACCCGAUGAGCAGGCGCCGCUUUCUCAGUCGCCGAUUUCUCAGUAG
Messenger RNA from Aspergillus calidoustus, 321 nucleotides. Lineage: Eukaryota; Fungi; Ascomycota; Eurotiomycetes; Eurotiales; Aspergillaceae. The record is from the annotation of a GenBank genome assembly.